Scheffersomyces amazonensis is the source of this 2332-nucleotide messenger RNA. RefSeq names its product Hsp70 family ATPase (gene SSC1). The transcript has a single exon. NCBI's taxonomy places the organism in Eukaryota, Fungi, Ascomycota, Pichiomycetes, Serinales, Debaryomycetaceae. Gene Ontology annotation, molecular function: ATP binding; ATP-dependent protein folding chaperone. Gene Ontology annotation, biological process: protein folding. Bases 228 to 2204 code for a protein of 658 amino acids. The record is from RefSeq and is a predicted model, not a curated record. Gene Ontology annotation, cellular component: cytoplasm; mitochondrion.
CUGACUUGCUUCUCAUCUCAAUGCUCACUAGUCUCUGGAACUUUCUCGAAUUCUGACUUCUCUAGCUGAAUUGCCGGGUAAGUGCGCCCAACCCGGAAAAAAAAAUUCUCACUAAUGGCGAACGAUUUUUCAGUGAUCAAGUAACUUUGCUCAUUAACUUUAGUAUUUAAUACAAGUUAAAGUUACAAACACAAACACUAGCUAAGUUAGAAUACUGUAAGUCCAAGAUGUUAACAGCCAGAACCUCAGCCUCAGUCCAAUCCGUUGCCCGUCGUGUUAGUACUUUAAGUACUUUAAGUACUCGUGCUAAUUCAACUUCAUCAAAUGCUGGAGCCCCUGGUGGACCAGUUAUUGGUAUUGAUUUAGGUACAACUAAUUCAGCUGUUGCAAUUAUGGAAGGUAAAGUUCCAAAAAUUAUUGAAAAUUCUGAAGGUGGUAGAACUACUCCAUCUAUUGUUGCCUUUACCAAAGAAGGUGAAAGAUUAGUUGGUAUUCCAGCUAAACGUCAAGCUGUUGUUAAUCCAGAAAAUACUUUAUUUGCUACUAAAAGAUUAAUUGGUAGAAGAUAUGAAGAUAAAGAAGUUCAAAGAGAUAUUAAUCAAGUUCCUUAUAAAAUUGUUAAACAUGAUAAUGGUGAUGCUUGGAUUGAAGCAAGAGGUGAAAAAUAUUCUCCUCAACAAAUUGGUGGUUUUAUUUUAAAUAAAAUGAAAGAAACUGCUGAAGCUAAUUUAGGUAAACCAGUUAAAAAUGCUGUUGUUACUUGUCCUGCUUAUUUCAAUGAUGCUCAAAGACAAGCUACUAAAGAUGCUGGUAAAAUUGUUGGAUUAAAUGUUUUAAGAGUUGUUAAUGAACCAACUGCUGCUGCUUUAGCUUAUGGUUUAGAAAAGAAUGAUGGUGAAGUUGUUGCUGUUUUUGAUUUAGGUGGUGGUACUUUUGAUAUUUCUAUUUUAGAUAUUGGUGCUGGUGUCUUUGAAGUUAAAUCAACUAAUGGUGAUACUCAUUUAGGUGGUGAAGAUUUCGAUAUUGCUGUUGUUAGAAAUAUCGUUGAAACUUUUAAGAAAGAAUCUGGUAUUGAUUUAGAAAAGGAUAGAAUGGCUAUUCAAAGAAUUAGAGAAGCUGCUGAAAAGGCUAAGAUUGAAUUAUCUUCAACUGUUUCAACUGAAAUUAAUUUACCAUUUAUUACUGCUGAUGCCUCUGGUCCAAAACAUAUUAAUCAAAAAAUUUCAAGAGCUCAAUUUGAAAGUUUAGUUGAUCCAUUAAUUAAAAAGACUGUUGAUCCAUGUAAGAAAGCCUUAAAGGAUGCUGGAUUAUCUACUUCAGAUAUUUCUGAAGUUAUCUUAGUUGGUGGUAUGUCAAGAAUGCCAAAGGUUAUUGAAACUGUUAAAUCUAUCUUUGGUAAAGAACCAUCUAAAGCUGUUAACCCAGAUGAAGCUGUUGCUAUGGGUGCUGCCAUUCAAGGUGGUAUUUUAGCUGGUGAAGUUACUGAUGUUGUUUUAUUAGAUGUUACUCCAUUAUCUUUAGGUAUUGAAACUAUGGGAGGAGUUUUCGCUAGAUUAAUUUCUAGAAAUACAACUAUUCCAGCUAAAAAAUCUCAAAUUUUCUCUACUGCAUCUGCUGGUCAAACAUCUGUUGAAAUUAGAGUUUUCCAAGGUGAAAGAGAAUUAACUAGAGAUAAUAAAUUAAUUGGUAACUUUACUUUAUCUGGUAUUCCACCAGCUCCAAAGGGUGUUCCACAAAUUGAAGUUACUUUUGAUAUUGAUACUGAUGGUAUUAUUAAAGUUUCUGCUCGUGAUAAGGCUUCUAAUAAAGAUGCUUCUAUUACUGUUGCUGGAUCAUCUGGUUUAUCUGAUUCUGAAAUUGAAAAGAUGGUUAAUGAUGCUGAAAAAUUCGCUGAAUCUGAUAAAGCUAGAAGAGAAGCUAUUGAAAAUGCUAAUAGAGCUGAUCAAUUAUGUAAUGAUACUGAAAAUUCCUUAAAUGAAUUUAAGGAUAAAGUUGAAACUGCUGAUGCUGAUAAAGUUAGAGAACAAAUUGCUUCAUUAAGAGAAAUUGUUCUUAAAGCUCAAUCUGGUGAAGAAGUUGAUGCUGCUGAAUUAAAGACUAAGACUGAAGAAUUACAAAAUGAAUCCUUAAAAGUCUUUGAAAAAUUAUACAAGAACAAUGAAUCCAAUGACUCAUCUUCAUCAUCUGAAGAACCAAAGAAUUAAAUGACUUGAAAGAGUUAUUAUUAUUAGUUCAUUGAGUUUCUUUAACUAUCUAUUUUUACAUUCACGUCAUUCUUAUCCCAUUCUUUUCAUAUUAAUCUAUAAAUCAAACUGAUUAUGAAGUUGUUAUC